Molecule: messenger RNA, 309 nt
Organism: Hirsutella rhossiliensis
Lineage: Eukaryota; Fungi; Ascomycota; Sordariomycetes; Hypocreales; Ophiocordycipitaceae
Exons: 2
Coding region: 1-309 (102 amino acids)
Molecular function (GO): peroxidase activity
Source: RefSeq, a predicted model, not a curated record
AUGAAAGAUGCAAAGAAACGCAAUCCAAAAUUCAACUACGACAAGGCCGCCGCCGCUCAUACUUCUAUCGAGGUUUCCCGAUUAAAGCUUUGCUUGGCAGACGCGAAGGACGAGCCUGAUGAUCCAACGGAUCUUAAGUAUAUCAACGAGUUUUUUACUGAACAGAGGCUUCCAACUAAUGUGGGCUGGACACCCAGUCCCCGCGUUAAAACUGUUCAAGAUGUUUUGAAGUACGCGGUCGAGGGCCAGGCUGCUAGCACGAAACUCCAAGACGCCAACAAUGGAAAAGUCAUCACUACGUCGAAAUAG